AUGGUUCUCGAUGCUCUUGGGAGUAAUCAUGAACCACCAGGUGACGAUAGUACUAGCGGUUCAGACGAAGAGCCAAAUGCUCAAGCAAAAGCAUUUCAAGAGCUUUUAAAGGCUGCCGAGCAACCUUUAUACGAAGGUAGCUCCAUGUCUGUGCUAGAAAUGGCAUCUCGAAUUGUAUCUUUGAAGUCGGAAUACAAUUUGCCCCAUAGGUGCGUUGAUGGGUUUGCUUCAUUACUGAACGAAGCGAUUCCCGGCAAUAAUAAGAUGGGGAAAACAUUAUAUGAUACAAAGAAGAUUCUUAACGGACUUGAGCUUUCGCACAAGAAGAUCCAUGCAUGCCCAAAGGGUUGUAUGUUAUUUUGGAAAGUUGACGCUGAGUUGGAUAAGUGUAGAGUGUGCGAAAGGGAUAGAUACAAGAGGACUUCAAAGGGGUCAUUGGUUCCAAUAAAAGAACUCAUAUAUUUUCCAAUCACUCCAAGGCUACAACGGUUGUUUGCAACAAAGAACGUUGCGGAGGAAAGGACUUGGCAUUCCAAAAAUCCAAGAGUCCAAGGCACAAUGGCGCAUCCUAGUGAUAGUGAAGCUUGGAAGCACUUGGAUAGAUCCUUCCCCGAUUUCGCAUCUGACCAUAGAAAUGUGAGACUUGGUAUGUGUACCGAUGGGUUUGCUCCUAAUGGAAAGUUUGGGGGUCAGUAUUCAUGUUGGCCAGUCAUUCUGAUCCCUUAUAACUUGCCUCCAUCGAUGUGCAUGAAAAAACCAUUUAUGUUCCUUUCUUUUCUCGUUCCUGGUCCUAAAAAUCUGAAUGGGAACUUGGAUGUGUAUAUGCAACCGUUAAUUGAAGAACUGAAAGAACUGUGGGAUGUUGGUGCAACAACUUACGACAUCUCGCAAAGAAAAAACUUCAAUUUGCGUGCAGCAAUCUUGUGGACUAUAAGUAAUUUCCCAACAUAUGGUAUGAUUUCUGGAUGGGCAACAGCUGGUAAAAAAGCAUGUCCAUAUUGCUUGGACAAAUUAAAAGCUUUUUGGCUUGAACAUGAUGGUAAAAUGUCUUGGUUUGAUUGUCACCGACAAUUUCUUCCUCCCGAACAUCCUUUUCGAAACAACAAAAUUGCUUUUUGUAAGAACAAGGUUGAAAAGAGGACACCACCUCACAUAAUGUCCGGCGAUGAGCUAUGGCAACAAGUUCAACACUUUGCUAAGGCAACAGAUGGACCAGAAGCACUUGCAAGCUUGAAAAAGAAGAAACUAGGUUGGUUUAAGCAAAGCGUUCUUUGGGAGCUACCGUACUGGAAGACUCUUCGCCUCCGCCACAACCUCGAUGUGAUGCAUAUUGAAAAGAAUUUCUUUGACCAACUAAUUCACACAGUGAUGGAUUUGAAAAAACAUACUUCAGACACAAUUGCAUCUAGAAAUGACAUUGCCAUAUAUUGCAAACGACCACAACUACAUGUGACGGAGGAUGCGAGAGGCAAAGACACUUUGCCGAAAGCCCCAUUCUCACUCGAAAAGGCUCAAAAGAAAGUGUUAUGCGAGUGGGUAAAGAACUUGAAAUUUCCCGAUGGUUAUGCUUCUAAUUUGAGUAGAUGUGUAGAUUUACAAUCAUGUAAGCUUCAUGGUUUAAAGAGCCACGACUGUCAUGUCUUCAUGGAGAGAUUGUUGCCGGUUGCUUUGAAGGAAUUGCUCCCGGUCCAUGUUUGGAAAGCUAUUACUGAGAUUAGUCUUUUCUUCCGUGAUCUUUGUUGUUCCACCAUCAAAUUGAGUGAUAUGGAAAGAUAUGGUUAG
Molecule: messenger RNA, 1782 nt
Organism: Chenopodium quinoa (quinoa)
Lineage: Eukaryota; Viridiplantae; Streptophyta; Magnoliopsida; Caryophyllales; Amaranthaceae
Exons: 1
Coding region: 1-1782 (593 amino acids)
Source: RefSeq, a predicted model, not a curated record